AGCAUGUCUUUCUGACGUGCAAUCUUUAGUCUUGUAAAAGUAGCAAAAACUCUAGACGUUUUCAACUCAAUUCAUCGCAUCUUUGAUAUUUCAAUCUCUAGACGUGUUGAGGUGGCACAUAUAUAGCCUGAAAACCUUGCAAUUUAACUGUGGUUUGGGAAGCUAACAAAGUGCAUUUUUGUUGCUCUGCUGCUGAUAGACCAGCUCACGGUGUCCCUUUAUUCUCUGCUUUCACUUCAGCAAUUGCAGGAUUAAAGGUACUGCCAUGGAAUCCGGGGAAGGGAGUAGCUGGCUACUUCUGGUAUGAUCCUGUGCUUUGUGAUUCUUCUUAUGGUGUAUUUAAAGAUCUACUCCUUGCAUAGUCUUUCCUCAGUUGCUCUCCUUCAAGAUCGGUCUUCUUCAAAACUGUGAGCAGGGCAGCAGGCAAGUGAAGUCCACGCACGGGCGGGCAGGCCACCAUGGUGAAGAUCUGCUGCAUCGGCGCCGGCUACGUCGGUGGCCCGUCCAUGGCCGUGAUGGCGCUCAAGUGCCCGUCCAUCGAGGUCGCCGUCGUCGACGUCUCCCGCCCGCGCAUCGACGCCUGGAACAGCGACCGCCUCCCGGUCCUGGAGCCGGGCCUCGACGCCGUGGUCAGGGAAUGCCGCGGCCGCAACCUUUCCUUCAGCGCCGACGUCGACCGCCACGUCGCCGACGCCGACAUCGUCUUCGUGUCCGUCAACACGCCCACCAAGGCCCGCGGCCUCGGCGCCGGCCGCGCCGCCGACCUCGCCUACUGGGAGAGCGCGGCGCGCGUCGUCGCCGAAGCGUCGCGCCCCGGCAGGAGCAAGAUCGUCGUCGAGAAGUCCGCCGUCCCCGUCAGGACCGCCGAGGCCAUGGAGCGGAUCCUCCUCGCGCACGGCGGCGGCGGCGGGGCCGCGUUCCAGGUCCUCUCCAACCCGGAGUUCUUCGCCGAGGGCACCGCCGUGCGCGACCUGCUCUGCCCCGACCGCGUGCUCAUCGGCGGCCCCGACACGGAUGCCGGCAGGGCCGCCGCGCGCGCGCUGAGGGACGUGUACGCGAACUGGGUCCCCGAGGACCGGAUCGUCGCCACUGACCUCUGCUCGGCGGAGAUCUCCAAGCUCACCGCGAACGCGCUCCUGGCGCAGAGGGUCUCCUCGGUGAACGCCAUCUCCGCUCUCUGCGAGGCCAUCGGCGCCGACGUCUCGGACGUCGCGCGCGCCGUCGGCGGGGACGGCCGCGUCGGUGGCGCCUUCCUGAACGCCGGCGUGGGGUUCGGCGGGCCGAACUUGCAGAAGGACGUGCUGCAGCUGGCGUACGCGUGCGAGUGCCACGGGCUCGCCGAGGCGGCUGAGUACUGGCGGCAGGUGGUGGCGGUGAACGAGUACCAGAAGGGCCGGUUCGUGCGCCGCGUGGUGGCGUCCAUGUUCGGCACGGUGGCUGGCAAGAAGGUGGCCGUGCUGGGGUUCGCGUUCAAGGAGGGCGUCGCCGACUCGAGGGAGUCCCCGGCGGCCGACGUGUGCAGGGGCCUGCUCGGCGACAGGGCCCACGUCAGCGUGUACGACCCGGCGGUGGGCGAGAAGCAGAUACGGAGGGACACGGCGGCGCCGGCGGCGAAGGAGCGGCAGGUGCGCGUGGCGAGGGACGCGUACGAGGCCGCCGAGGGCGCGCACGGGCUCUGCGUGCUCACGGAGUGGGACGAGUUCAGGACACUCGACUACCGCCGGAUCUUCGACGGCAUGCGGAGGCCGGCGUUCGUCUUCGACAGCCGCGGCGUCGUGGACGUCGGGAAGCUCAGGGAGAUCGGCUUCGUCGUCUACUCCGUCGGCAAGCCGCUGGACCCCUGGCUCAAGGGCUUGCCGGCGGGGGCGUAGACCGUUUCUGCUGUAAAAUCCGACUAAACCAAUGUGCUUUAAUUUUAGUAGAAAAAAAGGAUGUGCUUAAAAUUAAAGUUCUUUAAGAAAACUUUUCCGGUAACAAAGUUCUGAUUCGCCAGACUAAUUUAGUACGAAUAUACGAUCACUGAACAUUCCAUUCACACAAGACUGAAGAUAACGUUCCAGA
Molecule: messenger RNA, 2061 nt
Organism: Setaria italica (foxtail millet)
Lineage: Eukaryota; Viridiplantae; Streptophyta; Magnoliopsida; Poales; Poaceae
Product: UDP-glucose 6-dehydrogenase 1
Exons: 2
Coding region: 459-1871 (470 amino acids)
Biological process (GO): glycosaminoglycan biosynthetic process
Cellular component (GO): nucleus; cytosol
Molecular function (GO): NAD binding; UDP-glucose 6-dehydrogenase activity
Source: RefSeq, a predicted model, not a curated record